CCGUUUCCGCUUCGCUAGCUCUUAGCUGUGUGUUUUCCCCUCGUCCUUCCCGUUGAGCUAAUCUCUGUCGGUCCGCUGCUUCCACCUGCCGCUCCCCGUGUCUCGCGUCUAUCCUCGCUCAACAUGGAUGAUUUCGACAUGCUUAACGCCCCCGCCGCCGGUAACGGUGUCGGUUCGGAGGAGGACCCCGCCGCCGCCUUCUUGGCCCAGCAGGAGAGCGAGAUCGCCGGGAUCGAAAACGACGAAGGCUUCAGUAUCCUGGACAGCGGAGAUGUCCCCUCGUCGCUGGGAGAGUCUAUUGAUGGUGCCAUCAAUGGAGAUCUACAUGGGGAAAGCAAUGGCCCAUCAGAUGCUUAUGCAGCAAUUUCCAAUGCAGACCGGCUGCAGGCAGAACCUGAAAGCCUAAGAAAGUGGAGGGAGGAGCAAAGCGAGAGGCUGGAGCUGCUAGACGACAACUCUCGCAAGCAGGAGUCGGAGUGGAAAGACAAGGCCAAAGUGGAGCUGGAGGAGUGGCAUGCCAGGCAGAACGAGCAGCUGGAGAAAACCAAAACCAACAACAGGGUGCUGGAUGAAGACUUCUACAAGCAGCCCUUCUCUGAGCUCAUUGGUUAUGUCACACACAUUAACCAUCCUUGCUACCGCCUAGACCAGGCGGCCGAGGAGGCCAUGAUUUCAGAUCUGGAUGAGAACAACCCAGGCACAGAGUGGGAGCGGGUGGCUCGGCUCUGCGACUUCAACCCCAAGUCCAGCAAGCAGGCCAAAGACGUGUCCCGCAUGCGCUCCGUCCUCAUCUCCCUGAAGCAGUCUCCACUUGUCCGCUAGGCCAUUGAGGCUGCUCAGGGCAUCAUUCCAUAUCAUCCUCUCAUCACCACACACACACCUACCAACCUAACUACCGACGUCCCACCAUACACAGCCCCCCCCCAUUGAAGGACAGAGCCAGUGGUUCCAUCCCCAUCUAUCUCCUCCUGGCAGGGCUGUAGAGAUUAGCCUCAAAGCACCAGCUCACCAUGUUCUGCCCCACUGAAAGGUUUGAGAACCUCCUGCAGACAAGUCAACACCUCGUAAUUCCUCUUUCUUGUUGUUUAAAGAGAUAAAGACCAGUUAGAUGUAUGUUAGGAAUAACCAGACCAGUUCUGUGUAGUCUUGUGUAACGCUUGUGAAAGGCUGGUGAGUUGGGACACUAAAAGGGAAGGGUUGAUGUUUGUUUGGGCCGACAGCGACACUACAGCCUGCUUCUCAUGGCCCCCAAACAAUAUCAUUCCCAUGAUGCUGUACUCAUCGUGAUCCUGUCAAUCUUUGGACCUGUGAGGGUUGGUUGUUGUUAAAUGGAUUUAAUUUGCCCUCCAUCACAUCAUGUUCUCCUAUCCUUACAAAAAAGUAUCCUCAGAAUUUUCUUUGUUUUUUUUUUGUUUAAGGACCAAACUAAAACAAAACUCCAGUUCUUUGACCUGUGUGUGUUUAGAGCCUGCUUGUGGCAUAUGUUGUGUUAAAUUUUCCAAUCUAUGCAUAUCCUUUUGAAAAGCCCCCCCCCAGUCAGGAACUGAACAAAGUCCAGUCAUUACAGUAUAUGUGAGCUGUUUGUAUGUGCGUUUAAACCUUGACGGUGUGUGUAUGUACUCUAUGUGUGUACCUUUGUACAUAUACAGAAGGCAAUAUAUAUACAGAAUAUAAAACGUUUAUGUCAUUGAAAUUAGACAGUUGUGGUUUUAAAGAGAACUAAAAAUAUCAGCCAGCUGUUGCUUGACCAUGUGUGUUCAUUGUCCUUUUGAUUUCAAUAUCAGUAAAAGUUGAAUGAAA
Molecule: messenger RNA, 1800 nt
Organism: Paralichthys olivaceus (Japanese flounder)
Lineage: Eukaryota; Metazoa; Chordata; Actinopteri; Pleuronectiformes; Paralichthyidae
Gene: clta
Product: clathrin, light chain A
Biological process (GO): clathrin-dependent endocytosis; intracellular protein transport
Cellular component (GO): clathrin coat of coated pit; plasma membrane; synaptic vesicle membrane
Molecular function (GO): structural molecule activity; clathrin heavy chain binding
Source: RefSeq, a predicted model, not a curated record